Molecule: messenger RNA, 5607 nt
Organism: Fraxinus pennsylvanica
Lineage: Eukaryota; Viridiplantae; Streptophyta; Magnoliopsida; Lamiales; Oleaceae
Source: the annotation of a GenBank genome assembly
AUGGGCGUCUCAGUUUCCUCAUACCGGAGACUCGUCUCUUCUCUUUCCCUAACACCACUGCCACUCCUACGCCGGAAAUUCCGAUCAGACGCAGCUCUGGAAGCUCUAAGAAAGGCAUCGGAAGCACGGACCCCAAACGUAGUCUUGUACAAUUACCCCUCUUUCUCCGGCGCGUUUUCAGCUCUCUUUGCUCACAUUUACCACUCUCGACUGAACCUCCCUUGCAUCAUAUUGCCUUUCUCUUCCGUGGAACCCUUCAGGAUUGAAGAUAUAUCUAUUGAAGGAUUGAAGAAAUGCUACUUUCUAGAUUUUAUUGGUCCAAAAGGGUUUGCUGUGGAGCUUUCCAGGCGAACCUCAUGCACAGUAAUUGGUUUUGAUCAUCGGAAAUCAGCGCAUGCCAUAAUACCAUCUAGCGAAGAGUGUAAUGCAAAGCUCGUGUUUCGUGUCAAUCUUGAGAAGAGUAGCUCUACUGCUGUAUAUGAAUAUUUCUCCGCAAAACUUUCAGAAACUGGGUUUGAUAAUGAGGAUACUAAGAGCCUGCUAAACCAUAAAGUUCAAGAUCAGGUAGAGAUGAUUCUCAAAUAUACUGAAGAUGGAGAUCUUCGCAAGUGGGAUUUACCAGAUACUAAGGCGUUCAAUCUUGGACUCCGUGAAUGGCUCUCAAAGUUAAACUGCAUUAGUAAUUCAAGCUUGUACGAGCAGUUGAUGGACAUACACGUUGACGACCUAAUCUCAAAGGGGAAGGCCUAUCUCUCGUGUCGGCAGACUGCUUCAAAUAAAUUGCUGGAUAAAGUUUUUAGAGUCCGGUUGGGCAGAGGACUUUAUGGGGAGUGUUUGGGUGUUAGAGCUGAUGGGAAUUCAGAUUUAAGUGAUGAAAUGGGUAAGGAACUCAGCCAAAGGAGUGCUGCAGCUGGAUUAAGGCCCAUAGGAGCAGUCAUAUACAUGCAGCGCAAUAAUCUGAAAAUGUCUCUGAGGAGUAUGGAUGGCAGUGCUGAUACCUCUGAAAUUGCCAAGGCAUAUGGUGGAGGGGGUUCCCCAAGUUCCAGCUCCUUUAUCAUUCGGAUGGAUGAGUAUAACCAGUGGCUUUCAGUGCAGGCUACGAAAGAUGCUGGCAGAAUUGCAGGUCUUGAUGUGAAAAGGAUAAUCAAUGAGCCAACUGCUGCUGCCCUAUCCUACGAGCUUUCUUUGACAUCUCAGAUUGAAAUCAACUUGCCUUAUAUAAAUGCCAAUGCAUCUGGAGCAAAGCAUUUGAAUAUAACGUUGACCAGAUCAAAGUUUGAGACUUUGGUGAACCACUUGAUUGAUAGAACUAGGACUCCUUGCAAAAGUUGUUUAAAUGAUGCCGUUGCCAUGGGUGCUGCUAUUCAGGGUGGUAUCCUCCGUGGUGAUGUUAAAGAGUUGCUUCUCCUGGACGUGACCCCCUUAUCACUUGGUAUUGAGACUCUGGGAGAUUUAAGGAACGCAAUGGCAAUUGAUAAUGUUGAUGAGAUAAAUGUGAAACUUGAUUCAGCAAACAAAGCUGUAUCGAAGAUUGGACAGCACAUGUCUGUUGGUGGUUCCCCCUCGACCGGAGGUUCUCAGGAAGGCGACCAUGCCUCCGAGGCAGAGUAUGAGGAGAUUUUGCAUUUGCCCCUUCUCUCUCAGAAUUUGUCUAUCCUCUCAAUAUUCAAAGCCACUGAUAAUUACCGUUUUUCUUUAAUGGGGAUUAAAAAAAGAGUGGCCGAUUCCAUAGAAGAAGCAGAAACAGUAAAAGAGAAAGAAUUGAGUUCGGGGAAUGAAGAUGCUAAUCCCGAACCGUCUAAAAAGAAAUUGAAAAAGGAGAAAAAGAGAGAAGAAACUGAAACUCAUGAAGACGAGGAUCAAAAUGAAGUGAAUGCGCUAUCAACCCCCUCAAUUACUCAUAAGCCUUCUGUGAAUUCAAUGGAAAGAAAAAAGAAAAGAAAAUCGUUAGACAAAGAAAGACACCAUGGCUCCCCUAGAAAAACUGUUUUAGAAUUAGGAAAGAAUAAAAACGAGAGUAUAACUCAUAGUAGUAGUGGUGGUGCUGCUGUGUUGCCUGAGUUCCACAUUGGGGUGUUUAAGGACCUUUCGGCAGCUGAUGCAAGUGUGAGGGAAACAGCGGCUGAGGCCCUAGUUUCAGAGUUGUUGGAAGUUCAGAAAGUUUAUGAUAUGUUGGAGGAUAAGCAAGUAGUGGAGGACGCACUGAAAUUGGAAGCUGAGAAGGAUGAUGGGUUGAAUAAUUGCGCCCCGUCCUUGAGGUAUGCUGUUCGGAGACUCGUUCGUGGGAUUUCCUCAUCAAGAGAGUGUGCAAGACAAGGAUUUGCACUGGGUCUUACAAUUUUAGUAGGCACAGUUUCUAGCAUCAAAGUGGAGUCUUUAUUAAAGCUAAUCGUUAAUUUAUUGGAGAUCUCCUCUUCAAUGAAGGGUCAGGAAGCAAGAGACUACCUGUUGGGCCGCUUGUUUGCAUAUGGAGCUCUGGCAAGAUCUGGAAGACUGACUGAAGAAUGGAUUAUGGAUAGCAACACUCCUUAUAUUAAAGAAUUUACUAGUUGUCUUAUAUCUCUUGCAGCUAAGAAGCGAUACUUACAAGAGUCUGCUGUCUUAGUUAUUAUGGAAAUGGUUGAGAAGUUACCUGUUGAAGCCCUGUUGAAUCAUGUUCUGGAAGCACCAGGAGUUCAGGAGUGGUUUGAAGGAGCAACAGAAGUUGGAAAUCCUGAUGCUUUGCUUCUAGCCAUUAAAAUGCAAGAAAAAAUUGGCGCUGAUGCUAAAGCAUUUUCCAAGCUUUUGCCUUCUCCAUAUAAUCAAAGCAGGCUUUUCUCUGCUGAUCAUUUGUCUGCCAUUUCUAAUUGCUUAAAGGAGUCCACCUUUUGUUUGCCUCGGGUGCACAGUGUCUGGCCUGUUUUGGUAAAUAUUCUCCUCCCCGACUCUGUUGUGCAAGAUGUAAACUUUGUGUCAGGUCCAAGUACCACAAAGAAGCACAAAAGAGGUCGCAAGGGUAGUUCACUUGAAGAUGUCGAGAAAAAUCUUAAAUGCUUUUUUGAAGUUGUUAUUGAAGGAUCACUCUUGACGUCCUCGCAUGAUCGGAAGAACUUAGCAUUUGAUAUUAUGUUGCUUCUACUGCCGAAGCUACCUGCGUCUUGUGUGCAUGUGGUGUUGUCCUAUAAAGUUGUCCAGUGUCUUAUGGAUGUACUUGCAACCAAAGAUUCAUGGCUUUUCAAAGUUGCACAACAUUUUAUUAAAGAAUUGUCUGAGUGGGUCCAGCAUGAUGAUGCCAGGAGAGUUGCAGUUAUUGUGGCUCUCCAGAAAAACACCAACGGAAAAUUCGAUUGCAUCACCAGGUCAAAAACAGUUAAAGAUCUGAUGUCAGAUUUGAAGUCGGGAUGCGAUCUGUUCAUUGAAAAUUUGAUGACCAUGUUUCUAGAAGAAGGUCAUACUUCAGAGGAACCAUCAGAUCAGAGUCAAACAACAGAUGACAAUUCGGAGAUGGGUUCCAUGGAAGAUAUGGAUUCUGUUGGAAAUAUGGGAAGUCCUGAUUUUCUCAGAACCUGGGUUGUUGAAUCUCUUCCCAGUGUGUUGAAGCAAUCAAAGCUAGAUCCGGAUGCAAGGUUCCACGAGCAAAAGAAAAUUCUGAAUUUCCUGUCUGUUCAAGGAUUAUUCUCUUCGGCUAUUGGGACAGAAGUGACGUCUUUCGAGUUACAGGAUAAGCUUAGGUGGCCAAGGUUGGCAAUUUCUAGUGCGUUAUGCACUGUAUGCAUUGAACAGCUACAAUUAUUGCUUGCAGAUGCUCAGAAAGGGGAACACCUACAGUUAUUGCUUCCAGAUGCUCAGGAGGGGGAAACACCUCAUGCGGUGGCAUGUGGUCUUGAGACAAAUGAUCUUGGAUCUUACUUUAGGAGGUUUCUGAGUAUAUUAUGCAACAUCCCUUCAGUUUCAUUGUCAAGGGCCUUGAGCACUGAUGACGAUGAAGCAUUCAAAAAUCUUCAAAAAGAGUUAUCGAAACUGGAAGCAAAGCAGAGUCAGUUAUCGAGACAGGGAGGAAAUUUUAAUCUUAGCAUGGACGUGAGUAAAAGUCAUGCCAUGAGGUAUUUGCUAAUCCAACUGCUGCUUCAAAUCCUAGUCCGACCUGGGGAAUUCUCCGAAGCUGCUUCUGAACUUAUUAUGUGCUGCAAGAAAGCUUUUGGCCCCUCUGAUCUUCUGAAAUCAUCUGGUGAAGAUGGUACACCCGAGUUAAUGGACGUUCUUGUAGACACAAUGCUUUCCCUGCUUCCACAGUCAUCAGCUCCUAUGCGAUCUUCUAUCGAGCAGGUUUUCAAGUAUUUUUGUAAAGAUGUUACGGAUGAUGGGUUGCUUCGGAUGUUGCGGGUUAUCAAAAAGGAUUUAAAACCAGCUAGACACCAGGAUACAGAUAGUGAAGAUGAAGGCGAUGCCGAUGAUGAUAUUCUUGCUAUUGAAGAAGCAGUGGAAUCUGAUGUGGCUGAGACUGGCGAAACUGGUGAAAGUGAUGAGCAAACAGAUGAUUCUGAGGCAGUAGUUGGAUUUGGGACUGAAAACACGGAGAUUCCGGAUGAUUCUGAUGAUGAUUCUGAUGAGGGAAUGGAUGACGAUGCAAUGUUCAGGAUGGAUACUUAUCUUGCACGAAUUUUCAGGGAAAGGAAGAACCAAGCUGGAGGUGAAACUGCCCAUUCUCAGCUUGUUCUCUUCAAGCUUCGAGUUCUCUCUUUGCUGGAGAUUUACCUACAUGAAAAUCCAGGUGAACCACAGGUACUGAAAGUUUUCUCGCACCUUGCUCAAGCAUUCUUAAAUCCACAUACCACAGAAGUUAGUGAACAGCUCGGCCAGCGGAUUUGGGGUAUACUGCAAAAGAAAAUAUUUAAAGCGAAGGACUAUCCGAGAGGCGAAUCUGUACAGCUUUCUUUACUUGAAUUGCUUUUGGAGAAGAACUUGAAGUUGGCAGCAAAGCCUUUUAAGAGGAAAAAAUCUGCUUCCAAUCCAUCAAAGAAAAAGCAAUCUGCCUCCUGGAAUCGAUACAAAAUGAUAAGUUCACUUGCUCAAAGUUCGACAUUUUGGAUUUUAAAGAUUGUUGAUGCAAGAAAUUUUUCAUACUCUGAACUGCAGAGGAUAUUUGAUAUUUUUGAAGCUGCAUUAGUGGCCUAUUUUGAUAGUAAAAAGUCGCAGAUGAAAUCUGAUUUUUUAAAAGAAAUAUUUAAAAGACGACCUUGGAUUGGGCAUCACUUCUUUGGUUUUCUUUUGGAGAGAUGCGGGAGUGCAAAAUCACAGUUUCGACAAGUUGAAGCUCUCGAUUUGGUGACGGAGAUUUUAAAAUCAUUCCUCUCUUCUCAUGCUGAUGAAAGUGGGAAGAAUGCAUUAAAGAUGUUGAAAAGUCAUCUUCCAAAGAUAUGCCAUCUAAUCAAGCAGUUAGUGACCAACAUGCCCGAAAAGCAGUCCAGACGAGCUGAUGUGCGCAAGUUCUGUACCAAGAUAUUCCAAAUUUUAACUGCUCAUAAUCUGAUUGCGUCGUUUCUUAAAGCUUUGGAGCCAGAUGGUCAUGCUGGUUGUGAAUCUCAACUUGGAGAGACAUUUCUUGCUUUGAAGAAACAGGAACGCUAA